CUUGUCUCAGACUACCCCGCAGCUCUGGGACCACCGGAGCUGGAGGGGAAUAAUGCACCCCCGUCCACCGCCCAUUGCUGGGGAGUAGGUGACUAGUUCGAGGGGGGGAAGAAUGAAAGAAAAGAAAGAUGAAAGAAUGUUGAACCAUUUUGUAUGGCUGUAUGAUGGAAGGAAACGGAACUGAGAACUCCUGCAGUAGAACACUUGGAUGGCUUCAACAAGAUAAUGAUGCUAAGCCAUGGCUUUGGAAAUUCUCUAAUUGCUUUUCUCGUCCUGAGCAGACGUUGCCACUUAGUCCCCAAACGAAAGAUUACAUGGAGAACAAGAAAGUUGCUGUGGAAUUAAAGGAUGUACCAUCUCCCCUUCAUGCUGGCUCUAAACUUUUCCCAGCAGUCCCACUUCCAGAUAUUCAUUCUCUUCAGCAACCUAAAAUACAGCUUUCAACUGUCCCCAAAGUAAGCUGCUGUGCUCAUUGUACUAAUGAACCCUCCACUUCGCCAAUGCAUUUUGAUGGUGGUGGUGGUGGUCGCGGAGGUGCUGGUAGCUUGAUUCACACGGGCGCACUGUUAGACUCGCAAAGCAACAGGACAAUCACGUGUCAAGUAGGGUCAGGGUUUGCUUUCCAGUCUGCAUCUUCACUCCAGAAUGCAUCAGCUAGGAACAAUUUGGCAGGCAUUGCAAGUGACUUUCCCAGCACGUGUCUAGAAAGUAACCUAUCUUCCUGCAAACACCUGCCCUGUUGUGGAAAACUCCAUUUCCAAUCCUGUCAUGGUAAUGUACACAAGCUGCAUCAGUUUCCGGCUCUCCAGGGUUGCACCUCCACUGGCUAUUUCCCCUGUUCUGAGUUCACAAGUGGGGCUCCAGGGCGUUUGGAAGAGCAUAUUUCACAGUCGGAGUUAACACCUCACUUGUGCACCAACACUUUGCACCUAAAUGUGGUACCUCCGGUUUGCUUAAAGGGCUCACUUUACUGCGAAGGCUGUUUAAACAAGCCGGCAAGAAAUAGUAUAAUUGAUGCUGCUAAAGUCUGGCCAAAUAUACCACCUCCAAAUACUCAAACCGCACCUAUUGCUAUCCCUCUGUGUAAUGGCUGUGGAACCAAAGGAACAGGGAAGGAGACCACGUUGUUAUUGGCGACCAGUCUAGGCAAAGCUGCUUCGAAAUUUGGGUCGCCAGAAGUUGCAGUAGCUGGUCAGGUCCUAGAAAACUUACCACCCAUUGGAGUUUUUUGGGAUAUCGAAAACUGCUCAGUUCCCUCUGGCCGGUCAGCUACUGCUGUUGUGCAAAGAAUCCGUGAGAAGUUUUUUAAAGGCCACAGGGAAGCAGAAUUCAUCUGUGUGUGUGACAUCAGUAAAGAAAACAAAGAAGUUAUUCAAGAGCUGAAUAAUUGCCAGGUAACUGUUGCCCACAUCAAUGCUACUGCAAAGAAUGCUGCUGAUGAUAAACUCCGACAGAGUCUCCGCAGGUUUGCAAAUACUCACACUGCUCCAGCUACUGUGGUUCUUGUGUCAACUGAUGUCAAUUUUGCCUUGGAACUUAGUGACCUGAGACACAGGCAUGGUUUCCACAUAAUUUUGGUCCAUAAAAACCAGGCCUCAGAAGCACUGCUGCAUCAUGCUAACGAACUGAUCAGAUUUGAAGAGUUCAUUUCCGAUUUACCCCCCAGGUUACCACUAAAAAUGCCACAGUGCCACACUCUGCUCUAUGUUUAUAAUCUACCAGCAAAUAAAGACGGCAAGAGCAUCAGCAACAGGCUCCGACGCCUGUCUGAUAAUUGUGGUGGGAAAGUGCUGAGUAUCACAGGCUGCAGUGCAAUCCUCCGCUUCAUAAACCAGGAUAGUGCAGAACGGGCUCAGAAGCGAAUGGAAAAUGAAGAUGUCUUUGGUAAUAGGAUCAUUGUGUCAUUUACUCCAAAAAAUAGAGAACUCUGUGAAACAAGGAGUUCAAAUGUAAUUGUUGAUAAAGUGAAGUCUCCAAAAAAACUUAAGAAUCCAAAAUUGUGCCUCAUCAAAGAUGCAAGUGAACAAUCUUCCAGUGCCAAAGCCGCUCCUGGGAAAGGGUCACAGGCAAAUUAUGGAUCUGCUACAAAAAAUACAAAUGUUAAAAGUUUACAGGAGCUGUGCCGCAUGGAGUCAAAGACUGCUAGUAGAAACAGUGAGCACCAGCAAGGUAACGUGAGGCUGUUGGCACCUCCUCACAGUAAUUCAAGUGCUGCAGUGCAGACAUCUAAAAACUUGGGGAUGGCAGAAUCAGUUUACAAGAGCAAUCAGAAAAAAGAGAACCUCAGUGCCCGAAGUGUUACCAGCUCUCCUGUAGAGAAAAAAGACAAAGAGGAGACUGUGUUCCAAGUCAGUUACCCAUCUGCUUUUAGCAAAUUGAUUGCAUCAAGACAAGUCAGUCCUUUGCUCACUGCUCCGUCCUGGUCUUCUCGCAGGAGUAUGUCUCCAAACCUUUUAAACAGAGCAUCCCCACUUGCUUUCAAUGUUGCAAAUUCAAGCAGUGGUGCAGAUUGCCCAGACCCAUUUGCAAAUGGUGCUGACAUCCAAAUCAGUAACGUAGACUACAGAUUGUCCCGGAAAGAGCUGCAGCACCUCAUGCAGGAAGCCUUUUCUAGGCAUGGCAAGGUGAAGAGUGUUGAGCUCAGCCCCCAUACAGAUUAUCAGCUCAAGGCUGUUGUUCAGAUGGAAAACUUACAAGAAGCAAUCAGCGCAGUGAAUAGCCUCCACAGAUACAAAAUUGGCAGCAAGAAGAUCCUGGUCUCACUUGCCACAGGAGCUGCUAAUAAAUCACUCUCUUUACUGAGUGCAGAAACAAUGUCUAUUCUUCAGGAUGCUCCUGCCUGUUGCCUGCCUCUGUUUAAAUUUACAGAUAUCUAUGAAAAAAAGUUUGGACACAAGUUGAAUGUGUCAGAUUUAUAUAAAUUAACAGACACAGUUGCAAUCCGUGAACAAGGCAAUGGAAGGCUGGUGUGUCUCUUACCCAGUAGUCAAGCCCGACAGAGCCCCCUGGGGUCUUCCCAGUCACAUGAUGGCUCCUCAACAAAUUGCAGCCCAGUUAUAUUUGAAGAGUUAGAGUAUCAUGAGCCUGUCUGCAGACAGCAUUGUCCCAAUAAGGAGUUCAGUGAGCAUGAAUUUGAUCCAGAUUCUUACAAGAUUCCCUUUGUGAUUCUCUCUUUGAAGACAUUUGCACCCCAGGUCCAUAGUCUUCUCCAGACACAUGAAGGCACCGUGCCUUUAUUAAGCUUUCCAGAUUGUUAUGCUGCAGAAUUUGGUGAACUGGAAGUCACGCAGGAAAAUCGAGAGGGUGCUCCCUUAGAACAUCUCAUUACCUGUGUUCCAGGCGUGAACAUUGCCACUGCACAGAAUGGUGUCAAAGUAGUUAAAUGGAUUCACAACAAGCCACCACCUCCAAACACUGACCCUUGGCUUCUGCGUUCUAAAAGUCCUGUAGGUAACCCCCAGCUGAUCCAGUUCAGCAGAGAAGUGAUUGACUUGCUGAAGAGCCAACCAUCUUGUAUCAUACCAAUUAGUAACUUCAUCCCUUCCUAUCAUCAUCAUUUUGCAAAACAGUGCCGAGUCUCUGACUAUGGAUACUCCAAGUUGAUUGAAUUAUUAGAAGCAGUACCUCACGUGUUGCAGAUUUUGGGAAUGGGCUCCAAACGUUUGCUGACCCUUACCCACAGGGCCCAGGUGAAGCGCUUUACUCAGGAUUUACUAAAACUUCUCAAAUCCCAAGCCAGCAAACAGGUCAUUGUGAGAGAAUUCUCACAGGCAUAUCAUUGGUGUUUCUCAAGGGAUUGGAAUGUCACUGAAUAUGGUGUUUGUGAGUUGAGUGAUAUCAUAUCAGAGAUUCCAGAUACAACCAUCUGUUUGUCCCAACACGAUAAUGAAAUGGUGAUUUGUAUCCCCAAAAGAGAACGUACCCAAGAUGAAAUAGAAAGGACAAAACAGUUCUCCAAGGAUGUUGUUGAUUUGCUGCGUCACCAGCCCCAUUUCCGGAUGCCCUUUAAUAAAUUUAUUCCCUCUUACCAUCACCACUUUGGCCGGCAAUGCAAGCUCUCAUACUAUGGGUUUACCAAACUACUUGAACUUUUUGAAGCCAUACCUGAUAUUUUACAAGUUUUGGAAUGUGGAGAAGAAAAAAUCCUUACUUUGACAGAGGUAGAACGGUUCAAAGCUCUAGCAGCCCAAUUUGUUAAACUCCUUCGGUCUCAAAAAGAUAACUGCCUUAUGAUGACAGAUUUACUUCCAGAAUAUGCUAAAACUUUUGGUUACACAUUUCGCCUCCAAGACUAUGAUGUCAGUUCAAUUCCGGCUUUAACACAGAAACUCUGCCAUGUGGUAAAGGUUGCUGAUAUGGAAUCUGGCAAACAGAUUCAACUGAUCAACCGAAAGUCUCUGCGAUCUCUCACUGCCCAGUUGCUGGUUUUGUUAAUGUCUUGGGAAGGAUCCACCUUUCUUUCUGUUGAUGAGCUCAAGAGACAUUAUGAAGCUACCCACAGUACUUCUCUCAACCCCUGUGAAUAUGGAUUCAUGACCUUGACCGAACUUCUGAAGAGUCUGCCUUACUUAGUUGAGGUUUUUACUGAUGAAAACACAGAGGAAUGUGUGAAGCUCACAAGUCUGUAUUUGUUUGCAAAGAAUGUGCGGUCUUUACUUCAUACUUACCAUUACCAGCAGAUUUUCCUUCAUGAAUUUUCUGUGGCCUAUACCAAAUAUGUUGGAGAAGUACUGCAACCCAAGACAUAUGGCUACAACAGUGUAGAGGAGCUCUUGGGAGCAAUCCCACAGGUGGUCUGGAUAAAAGGACAUGGUCAUAAGAGAAUUGUAGUGUUAAAAAAUGACAUGAAAAGUCGUCUGAGUUCACUUGGUCUUUCCCCUUCGGAUCAUGGAAACCAGCCCUCAGAUAGUGAGUGUAUUCUGGAGGUGACUGAAUCUCACGCAGCCUCGGAACUCGGAGUGGGUGGCGAUGGUCCCAGUCAGACGGAGCAGGAGCUUCUCUGCCUGACCACCAGCUCCCCUGUCGACCUCCUGUGUGAGCCCGUCCCCUCGUGCUUGCCGUCCCCUCAGCUGAGACCAGAUCCUGUCAUCCUCCAAUCUACUGAUCUCAUUCGGUUUGAGGAACGCCCUCAAGAUCCUUCUGAAAUUAUGAUUUUAAACCAAGAAGAGAACACUGAAAUUCCAAUACCAACAAAGAAUGGAAAAGUGGCCUGUGAUUCCAGGUCAUCUUGUGUCUCAGCAGUUGUCCCGGUGCCUCCCUGCCCCUCUUUGGAAACCCCAGAGCCACUGCUCAGCAAGGACCCCGCAGAAAGCCCAGCCAAAAAGCAACCCAAAAAUAGAGUCAAAUUGGCAGCCAACUUUUCCUUUGCACCUAUAACCAAGCUUUAGCUCUCAUUCUGAACAUAGAAUUAGGAUGGAAAACACUGUCUGAGUCUGCACACAAAAGUGGGUUCAAAAAACAUAUCUUUUUCUGUUUUAAUGAAAACUCCCCUAGAAGCCACUUACUUCAUCAUUAGAUGUAUUCUGUGAUUUUUUUUUUUCUUUUCAAUUUUACAUUGAAACACAGCUUUAAGCUGACGGGGUCUUUUCUCUUCAAUUAAUUGAGAGUACUUCUGGCAUUUGUUAAAUAAUCCUUAAUAUAUUUUACCAAAUUUUUCUUAAUUCUGAAAUAUAAUGGUGUUCCAUAAAAAGAAAGCAGUAAGAAUUCAGCUAGAAAGAAGUGGCUUUACUUCCAUGAAGCCACAUCAGUGGUAUAAUCCUACAUGUAGCAUGAUAUGGUCUAUAAGCCUUUGCUUACUGAUGAUUUCAGACAGUAUUAAUCAAAUGCAUGAUGUGUCUUUGAAACAGCCUGUUCCGUGACUCUGCAUGUUUACACACUGAAGGAAGGGGGUAGGCAAGGAGUUGAGAAUGUAUUUUCAGGCUGGAAUAUGCAGGUUCCUGGGUUCUAUGUGACUUGUAAGUGCACCUCGUUUUUUAUUUAACUAUGUCUGUAGUUGACAAAUGUGGCUUCAUGACAAAUUUUUUAAAAUGUUUCCACUUUGGGGUUCCAUUUAGGAGCUUUCUAGAAAGUUGAAGAUGUUUUAAGCUUCCCUUUUAUAUUAAGUUCCAGUUUAAUAUGGAUUGGGUUAAGGAACAGGAGAUGGUCUUGGUGACAUGAAUUUAAAGUCAGCAUUUGAAUUACAACACACAUUAUUGUGUGUCGAGAGGCAAUAUGGGGAAGAGUCUGAUUUUCUAAAAUAUGCAUCAAGUGCAUAAAUUACAAAUCAGAGCUGAGCGGUGAGGUGCUUUAACAGGAGUGGUAUCGAUGCUAUUUCCACUAGGAAGAGACAGAAAUUCUAUCUAUACAUAUGAAGGCCAAGGUUGAUCAACUUAACCUUGUUUUUGUAAUUUUAAAGCUGGUUUUGGUAGCUGGGAAGCUUUCUGUGUGAGUAUAUAUGUUAGCUCAGUAUCUUUUAAUUGUGUCUGUUUUACUCUGUUACUUCUCGCUGUUGGAAGCAUGUUUGGAUUUUUUGUGGUAUCUAACAUUGGCCUUUGGGAGAAGCCACCCUUUGAGGAGCACUGCACUGUGGACUGGCCUUGCUCUCGAGUGGCUGAGGUGUCCGGUUUCGGUGACCUCUUACCCCUCCUGGAGAAACCCAGCAUUUACAAUGGAUUGUAUUUGUUGGGCAAAAAGGCGGAUUCAUUCAUAGGGCAGAAAGAACUUUUUGCACCAGGUCUUCCACUAGUUAGAUGGUUUCUUUGAGGGAAAUGUUUAUAUUUUGUAAUUUCUAGAAAGCCAGAAAAUGGGCUCCAAUUUCAUAGCCAGCAUUUUGAUAAAAUGCCACAAAAUAAGGGCUAUAGAGAGAUUUUUUAGUAGUUAAUUUUUGUUCCCCAAAUCUUUUAAAUGAAGCCAGUGAUUCCCAGUUCUCAACACCUGGCCCCAAUCAAGAUGAAACAACACUGGAAAAACCUAAGUAUUAUGGCACUCUACGAAUCCUUCUGAAGACAUUUCCUCUACAGACAUAGUGUUACAGGAAGUAAAAUGCACAUGUGCAAUUUUUUUAAAACAGCUUUUAAACAAUGUAAUGAAGUUGGUAUUGAGAACAUCAGUUUCCUUAUUCAGAGAUUUCGUAAGGCUCAGUUUGCACGCCUGGACUUGAGUUUUGCUAGCAUGUGAGAAUUGUGGGCUUUAAAAAUUUAAGAGGUACCAUUACAAGUCACCAGGAACAGUCUCAAAAAGCAGGUUGUUUGGGCCACAGACAAGGAGGAAACUGCAGUUCUGUGCUGUUGUGUGGUUGUGGUGGUUGUACCACUCACUGGAGUCGCCAGUUAGUCUGGGACGCAUGUGCGACUCUAACAAUCGCUGUUUGAAAACAUGGGAAUACAGCGGAAGCACGUUGUGUUCACAAUGGCCAGUGCAAUUGCUAUCUAUUUUUUUAUCCAGAGGCUUAAUUAAAUGAUGUGACAAAAUGAUAUAUGAGAAUGAAGACAAUGAAAUUCUUUAUUUCUAGGUGGUAAGAUGUACCAGAUUUGAUUUGUUGAAACAAAGACAAACAUUAUCACCAAUCCCCCCUUUCUCAUCUUGCACUGUUUGUUUUGGAUUGGGCUUGGGGGAAGAGAUGUUUUUCUUAACUGUCUACUUUGUUUGAACACUUUUUUUUUGUGAUUCAAGUGCUGUUUUGUGUGUUGGGACCAAACAGUUGUCAAUAAACUUUACAAGCAAGCAUCUAA
Messenger RNA from Choloepus didactylus (southern two-toed sloth), 7709 nucleotides. It is a transcript of the gene MARF1, whose product is annotated as meiosis regulator and mRNA stability factor 1. Gene Ontology annotation, molecular function: RNA nuclease activity; CCR4-NOT complex binding; mRNA base-pairing post-transcriptional repressor activity. Bases 162 to 5387 code for a protein of 1741 amino acids. The record is from RefSeq and is a predicted model, not a curated record. Lineage: Eukaryota; Metazoa; Chordata; Mammalia; Pilosa; Megalonychidae. The transcript has 27 exons. Gene Ontology annotation, biological process: post-transcriptional gene silencing. Gene Ontology annotation, cellular component: peroxisome; cytoplasm.